AUGACGUCGUCUGAAAGAAGUUCCAUGCUGUCCACCGCUUUUUUGCCCAGAACAUCUUCAAAGAUGUUCUCGUCUUCUUGUUCCGAUGCCUCUCCUGCCUCGUCUUCUUGUUCUCGACGAAGCAGGAAAGGAACAAACGCUGCUUCCAAAGCUGCUUCUACCCUAGCAGGUGCAGCAGCUUUGAUUUUGCUCAAUAACGCCAACGUUGCAGAAGGUCAAACCUUCACGUUUCAGAUGGGAGGUGGCGGCGGUGGCGGGAUGGGUGACAUCCUCAGCGCCAUGAUGGGGGGAGGCAUGCCAAUGCAGGGUCCUCCGGAAGUGCGCUGGCCAGGAGGCGUGACACAAAAAGUCGACUCGAGUUUUGAAUGGUACUGUUUAGUACAACUUGGUGAAGAAUCCUCGCAAUUGUUUUUCCUCCAAGUGACUGCUCUUGCAUUCCAUUGCUUGGUCCUCGCAUCCGCACUCCCUCUCCACAUCCACUUCAUCCACACAGGUUAUAACCAAUGCUAUUCCCUUCCAUAAUAAGUAUCCACACAGGUUAAUCAACACAGAAUGGUCUGGCAAGGCGGGGACUUAUGUUUUCAACCGCGAUGGUGAGUUAGGUGGGAGUGUGAAGGCGUGCGCUAAGCAUGAGGGCGUGUGCAAGUGGAGCGCGUCCAAGAAUGCAGUGUUUCUGAACACCCCAGAUACUCAAAAGACACCAGAACAAGUUUUGAAGCUGAUUGUGAAAGGUAUCUAAGUAGUCGUGCACUCCCUACUCCACCACAGCUUCACUCCUAGACUUUCACUGACUCCUAAACUUCCUUAAUAUUAAUCUACUUUAUUCAUCUACUUUAUUAAUCUACUUUAUUGAACCCAGCACCAUAAUUCGCACCAGGCACAGCAGCAUAUGAAACGAAAGACGCGGAUGCUAAAGCGAGAUUGGACGCUCAUCAGGAGGAUGAGUUGAAAGCGACAAGGCUUGAGACAGCUAAGCCUGCCAAAUCCACGGGCAAGCCAAGUGUCAUCACCUUCGUAAAAAUUUCUGCUUCAGGAGAGGAAGACUCACGUACUACUCAUUUUUUUUAAAGUUUGGCUUUCACGACCUGAAAUAGUAGAUCAGGAGAAGGACUCCUCGAAUUAGAAUUUCCACGUCCACCACGACCUCCAACCACGACGUGUUGACGACAACGCAUUGACAACAAUUAUCGCUUCUACAACAGUGCUCGCCGAAGACGCUUUUGCGGUGCUAGACGUCACUCCCGAGUCUUCUCCAGCUGAGAUCAAGAAGAGUUACCGCAAGAAGUCCGUGACUCAUCACCCGGAUAAGGGUGGAGACCCGGCUUUGUUCGAGAAGAUCCGCCAGGCCUAUGAAAUCCUCUCGGAGCCGGAGAAAAAAGACUACUACCUCCAAGGUGGCGCCUUGCUGGUGAAAAACGUCGAGACGUUCACGAAGGAGAUGGAAGGACAGGUACUUGUCAGUAAUUAAUAUGGUGUUGGUUCCGCAGAAGGUUCUUUUUGAGUAGACCGCUCCGCAUUAUGGUCCUCUGAUUUACUUUUUACAACUGCAAUUAUCCUUGUGAUAGAUUCUGUAGGAUCAACAAACAGGCUAUAGAAGUCGUGUCUGUUGCAGGAACCUACUUCCACUCAGUAGAAAGAACCUACUUCCACUCAGUAGAAAGAACCUACUUCCACGGACUGACUGACAUCUUCCAUUUCUACUCUACCAUUCUAUAGGUCGCCCAGCAAAUGGCCCAAUUGGAUCAGCAGAUUCCUAAGAACCAUCCAAUGCGCGCACAAGCCGAGGCACAGAUCAAGGCACAACAACCGUCCAAGUCACAAUUGAAUUAUGGUUGGUUUUGUAUCUUCUUGAAUGUGAUUUUACGUCUAUUUUGAGUUGUAGAUCAUGUAGUUCUGUCUAAGCGAUUCCUUGGUUUCGUCCUCUCAACAGUCUAUUCUCGAAUGCUCGUUCGGGUGAGAAGAACAGUCAUAUUGACCUCUUGCCAGGCACAUCAUCAUCAUCAUCAUCAUCAUCAUCAUCAUCAUCCUUACUUCAUCAACACUGGUGACCUCUAACCCAAAUCUCACGUGGAACAGCGACUCAGGCAGGAGGACGUGAGUGUCGAAGUGCCGGUCACGUUGGAGGAAUUGUUUGCCGGAACGGACUCCAAAGAGUUCAACUUUCCCAGGUUGUCUAUCUGCAGAGGUUGCAGAGCGGAUCCAACAAGUGAGAAGUGCAAGACCUGCGGAAGAUGCCCGCCGGAGGUAGAAAUGGAUAGCUCUUUCAUCGAAUUAUGCAAUCAUCUACUAGUACUAUAGGCAAGAACAUCGAACUUGUCGUAUGACGAGUUAGGAUUCGGAUUUUUAUGAAUAUUUAUAUUUACGUCAAUUCGUUUUUUCUUACAACCCCAGGUCCGCCAAGUCCCUAAGAUGCAGGGUCCCUUUAUGGUGGGCAGCAAGACGGUUGAAGUCGAAUCCCGAGAGCGCUGCCGAGAAGAGAUGAUGCCACUGCGAGGCCUGUCAGUGCCAGCUAAUGCCGCAGACGGCACAAAACUACGCAGUCUGCGCAACAUGUCGCACCAAACGCCAGGUCGAUUGCCAGGAAACUUGCGAUUAGUCACCAAGAGGGAAGCGCAUCCGACGUAAUAUGUUAGACUUCUGGCUGAUUAUGUAACUCUGUAAUUGAUGUGAAAUCAGAGUAUGAGUUUGAUGGUAGUGAUCGCACCCUCUGGAUAGCUGUCCUCUCUGCAUUCAGCUAAUACGUCGUAGGUGCGCACUCGUUCAUCCAUUUUGGGGUCUGAAGAAUCCUUCCAAAAUAACCUACCCACAGAUACACCCCUGUCGGCGACGACUUGUUUACCGUCCUCACGAUUUCGGCUCAGGAAGCAUUAUUCGGCUUUCAAACGAGGUUCCGCGUCCUCAAGGAUCCAGAAUACAUUGUCCUGGAUCGGGAGAAUAAAGUUUAUGAAAAUAGAUUACGUUGAUAAAAAUGAUGACCAGAAAUAACUUGAAUAAACGAUGACCAGAGAUAACUUGAUAAAGACGAUGACCAUUCAUACGCGGAUUGAAUAACCAUCACGGAAUAGGUCGGAGUCAUGGCAAGUAUCUCGUGGCCUUCAUCCAUCUGUGCACGAAUUCCUACUUCACUGAGUCACUGACAUAUGCCUCCAUGUCCUUCCCCACUGCAUGAGUCGAGUUUUUCUAAGCACAAACCCAGCCGAACGAGGUGAUCCGAAUGCAGCGAAAGGGAAUGUUCAACGGAUACGGUGGCCGCGGCGACUUAGUCAUCCGCGUUCAAGUGGAAUUCCCCAGUGAAUCACCGGCAGAGGGGAAAGUUAUGAUGAGUCAAUAAAUUCUAAGUCAACUACUACUUCCUCGUUAUUACUACAUGAUCGAUCAUCUUACUGUUCCUUAUGGGGAUGUCAAUGGGGAUGUUACUUGUUGGGGGGUGGGCGUCCAGACGACAAUCUAGACAUCUUUAAGCUCAAGAGCAUACUCAAAACUAGACUAUUCCGCCCUCUAUUCUUAAAAUUUAUAUCCCUUCAAGCACCAUACUCUAAGCCUCUCGAGAAGCAAGCAACGGGUAUGAUCGAGGAACCGCGAUUGGAGGCUGAGUCGGAGCUUAUGCAGCAUGAAGGAAAGCUCUGGAAGGCCUGGGAGGAGAGCAAGAAAAGAAAGAAGGCUAAGGGAAAGAAGGGUGGAAAGAGAAGUGAGUUGUAAGUAGUAGUCAACUCGUAACGGCCGUCCAUUUGGGCCAAACGAUGUUAUUCAUUUUAGCUUUUUUUUUAUAAUUGUAGAUGAAAAAUGUGGUCUCUGGAUUAUGAUGAAAUAAACAGCUAGUACCUAUGGUUUGAUAGAAUAUUCAACUUCAGUGUCAUGAUCAUGUUGUUGAUGAAAACGAAGAGAAAGCAGGGUAAUUGAAAGAGAAAAGCGAUCAUAUAACAGCACCAUAGAGGGAUGUUUUUGGAAUUUACUGUGUCUAAUACUGGUAGAGGAGUGUCCUUCCUCAACAUGAGAAUAAGUGUCUAACGGAAUAUCACUAUGAGCACGUAUGAAACUUGUAAACAUGAAUGCUUCUCAGGAGAACCACGAAAGAUAUCCUCUGUCAGAGACGGAGGCGGUUCAGACUAGGUCCGUAGGUCGUAUCUAUUGUUUGGUACUAGGGAGCUCGAGAUAUAAUGAGAAUAAGACAUCACAUACACGACUAGAAUAAGACAUCGACGUCCAAGAAUUGUCCACGAUGAAUCGAUACACGUACACAAUAUUAACCCGACAAGAUGGACCUUUUUUAACACAAAUCCUCAUAGUGGUCCAAAGUCUCUCUACUCAACCUGAAGAUUUCCACCUCCCUGUUUCUGGUGCUAUCCGCACCACAAAAACCUUUCCCUCCUGUAUUUUUGAAGUUUAUCCAAGAUGAAAAGAGCUUCUCACCCCCUCCCUGUUGAGAAGCGCUUAUCAAAGGCAGAAGUCAACAAAGAGCUUAUCGGAGAAGAUACUGCUGACUAAGAGAAUUGUGAAGAUGAAU
Amoebophrya sp. A25 is the source of this 4504-nucleotide messenger RNA. Lineage: Eukaryota; Dinophyceae; Syndiniales; Amoebophryaceae. The record is from the annotation of a GenBank genome assembly.